AUGAUUCACGGUCCCUGUGGUGCACUAAAUCCGUCAUCACCAUGCAUGAAAGAAGGAAAAUGCACCAAAAAGUAUCCAAGGGCGCUUUUGAAAGAUACUCAAACUAACGACAAAGGCUAUCCUUUGUACAGGCGUAGAACACCAGGAGAUGGCGGCCGUACGAUAACUCUAAAAACCCGAGGUGGAACACAGGAAGUAUUGGUUGACAAUAGCUGGAUUGUCCCAUAUUCUCCUCUUCUGUCUAAAAUUUAUAACUGUCACAUAAAUGUAGAGUUCUGCAAUACGGUACAGGCGAUAAAAUAUAUUUGUAAAUAUAUAAACAAAGGCAGCGACCAGGCUAUUUUUAACAUUCGACAGCAAGGGAAUGUUAAUAUUGACCCGAGAGAUGAGGUGCAAACGUAUCGAGCCGGUAGAUAUGUUAGUAGUAACGAAGCAGCGUGGCGGAUCUUGGGUCUGCCUCUGCAUGAAAGACACCCAACAGUCACUCACCUUGCGGUUCAUCUGCCUAAUGGUCAGCGGAUUUACUUCACUGAAAACAAUUUUAGAGAGAGAAUGGCCGCACCACCUAAGACGACACUAACUGCAUUUUUCCUGCUUUGCCAAAAUGACGCAUUUGCAAAAACAUUACUUUAUGUUGACGUACCCCGCUACUAUACAUGGAACGUGUCGUCGAAAGAAUGGAAACGUCGUUUACAAGGCACACCUGUCGACGGCUGGCCAGGUGUGAAGGCAGGAGAUGCUCUUGGGCGCAUUUACACAGUGCAUGUUAGUAACUUCGAAUGUUACUGUUUGCGAAUGCUGCUGAAUGUAGUACAGGGCCCCACUAGCUUUUUGGAUCUUAAAACAGUUGACGGCCAAGAACUUCAAACUUUUCGACAAGCGUGUGAGAAGUUGGGGUUGUUGGAAGAUGACAACCACUGGGAUGCCACAAUGGAAGAGGCAGUGCUGUGUCGCUCUCCUUCGCAAAUAAGAGAACUAUUUGCAAUAUUGAUAUGCACUUGCGGUUUAUCCAAUCCUCUUCAACUAUGGGAUAAGUAUAAAUCUGCAUUAUCGGAGGAUAUCUUGCAAAGAUUUGAAAGGAUGGAUCAAGUCAACAAUGAUCUAUGUUUCAAUGAAGCACUGAGACAUAUAGAGGACAAAAUAAUAACGAUUUCCGGUAAGAAAUUGUCUGACUUCGGUAUGCCUACACCAGAGCGUCGAGGAGAGUUGUCGACCGAUUUGAUCAAAGAGCUAAGCUACGAUAUUGCUUUAUUAGACGCUCAGGUCAGCGAAACUGAACCACGCCUGCUACCCGAACAAAAAAACAUUUAUAACAAAAUAUUACAACGAGUUGAGCUUGACAAAGGCGGCCUUUUCUUUCUUGACGCCCCGGGCGGUACAGGUAAAACAUUUUUGCUUAAUUUGCUUCUAGCAAAAAUUCGUAAGGACCGUAAAGUUGCAUUAGCGGUGGCUUCCUCUGGGAUCGCUGCAACAUUGCUGAGCGGUGGACGAACGGCACAUUCGGUUUUUAAAUUACCUCUUAAUCUGGCGAGCGAAGAAACCCCAACGUGCAACAUCAGUAAGAGCAGUGCCCGUGGCGCCCUCUUGCAACAAUGUAUGCUGAUCGUGUGGGACGAGUGCACUAUGUCACACAAACGCGCCAUUGAGGCGCUUGAUCGCUGUCUACAAGAUAUUCACAGCAAUCGAAAGUUGAUGGGUGGUGUGGUAGUGUUAUUGGCAGGGGAUUUUAGACAGACUUUACCUAUUAUCGAGAGAGGCACUGCAGCAGAUGAAAUUAACGCAUGUCUAAAAGCCUCAUAUCUGUGGUCUAAAGUUGAAAAGCUUUAUCUUACCACUAACAUGCGAGUCCAGUUAUUCAGCGAUGUCGAAUCAGGAGCAUAUGCUCAAAAACUGCUAGAAAUUGGUGAAGGCCACCUAAACACCGACCAAGUAGGUAUGGUUCUUUUCACACAGCAAUUUUGUCAUGCUGUGGAGACAGAAAACGAACUUAUUGAACAAGUUUUUCCGAAUCUGCAACAAAAUAUUCUUGACGAAAAUUGGUUGUGUGAAAGAACCAUAUUGGCACCAAAAAAUCAGAUUGUUGCGAAAAUAAAUAAAACAUCUUGGCCGAAAUAA
Molecule: messenger RNA, 2115 nt
Organism: Danaus plexippus (monarch butterfly)
Lineage: Eukaryota; Metazoa; Arthropoda; Insecta; Lepidoptera; Nymphalidae
Exons: 1
Coding region: 1-2115 (704 amino acids)
Biological process (GO): telomere maintenance; DNA repair
Molecular function (GO): DNA helicase activity
Source: RefSeq, a predicted model, not a curated record